AUGGAUCACCUUUUGAACUACAAUCGGUAUAACCGCGAAGAAAUCGUACAGCCUCUCAGUCUGUACCAGAUUGAGCACAUUAGCCAAUAUUUGAAUGUUAUAAAUCCUGUUGCUUACAAUGGGGGUUUGGAGCUAUUCAUUCUGGAACAUGUUAAAUCGCGAAUCCACCGCUGGCUUACAUCUCCCCAUGAAGAUACAAUCUGGAUCGAACGUUCUGCUACUGGAAUAAGGAGUCCUCUUCCUCAACAAACGCUAGAAGCUAUAUAUGCUAAGAAGCUAUGUGACCACGCAGGGAUCGUAAACGUGUCCUACUUUUACUCUCUUCGGCGGUUGGUACUCCACGACCAACCGGGACCCUCCAAACGCGAGAUGCUAUUAGAUAUGGUUAGAUCCAUCAUUUCACAGCUUGCCUAUUCGUUCCUGCCCUCAGUUAUAUACACAGAUAUCGAUCUGUCCAUUGAAAGAUUCCAAAGGGUGGCCAAUCCUGGAGUGGAUAUUAACACUGCGAUUUCAUUAAUGAGAGAUGUACGAUCGUUCGCUCCGCCUUAUAUAAACUGUAUUAUCGAAGGGCUGGAGAAGAUUGAAGACCCAUAUGAUUUAAGGCAUACAAAUGACAUCGUUACUACACUUCAUCACCUUGCCUACCACGCGUCGGAGCUGGUAUCAAAUGUACUACCUGGGGAGCGUUUAACAGCAAAGACUGUCAGAGCAUGCUUUACGAGCGAUGGAAACGUGGCUGCGCUCGUCUAUAUGGUAACUCAUGGCAGUGCUGCGAGAGUUCCCUAUCUGGAGUAA
Molecule: messenger RNA, 795 nt
Organism: Daldinia vernicosa
Lineage: Eukaryota; Fungi; Ascomycota; Sordariomycetes; Xylariales; Hypoxylaceae
Exons: 1
Coding region: 1-795 (264 amino acids)
Source: RefSeq, a predicted model, not a curated record